CUGGCUCUGUCUGGGCAGACCUUGAUCAGUAGGAAGAGGCAUGGACCUUCCCUCCCUCCCAGUCAUGGCUCGCUGCAAGGAGCCAGUUUGCCCCACCAGCCUGGCUCCCCAGCCCCUCUCCAGUGCUUCCCAGGAAGAGUGUCCCUUCCUUUCGCUUGCUGUCUCAGCGGACAGCACGUUCUCACCUUUAGGGGAGUGGAAAUGGCAGCUGGAAUGUGGGCUGGAAAAAAAAAAAGAAAAAAAAAAAAGAAAAUGCUGAGGCUUGUCCAAACCUACUCAUGUUUAUAUUGGAGCCUGUGAGUGACAUCAGAGCCGGGAGAGUAUAAACACCAGCGGGACCUAUUCGGGGCUUUAAAACCUGCGAACACACCACUGCCUCCAAACUGCCUGGGGGGUGAUGUGCUGAAGUGGUGGAGGGGAGAGCAGCAUGAGGCUCCAGCUGGAGAAGCAGCUCCUCUUCCUCUCCCUCCUCUGCAUCCUCUCCAAGGUGUGUGCCCAGCUGUGCCGGAGACCAUGCUACUGCCCCUGGGUGCCACCCCGCUGCCCCCGCGGGUCCCCCCUGGUCCUGGAUGGCUGCGGGUGCUGUAAGAUCUGCGCCCGGCGCCUGGGAGAGCCCUGUGACUUCCUCCAUGUCUGUGACCGGAGCCAGGGCCUCGUCUGUGACUACAGUGCAGCACCCGCGGGGACAGGAGCCACCUGCAACUUUGAAGACAGUGAGGAGGGCUGUGAGGUGAACGGCCGAGUCUAUCGAGAUGGGGAGGUUUUCCAGCCUAGCUGCAAACUCCAGUGCCGCUGCCUAGAUGGAGGCUUCACCUGCAUCCCACUGUGCCAGGAGGACGUCCGGCUGCCCACCCCAGACUGCCCCUAUCCACGGCGCGUGGAGGUCCCAGGGAAGUGCUGCCCAGAGUGGAUCUGCGAGGCCCAGGACCGGAACCUCCUCCAGGAUGCUGGGACAGCCCCUGGGGCAGCAUCACCGCUGCUGCCAUACCCCUGCCAGGAUUGGGGCACGGAGUGGAGCGCCUGCUCGGCCACCUGCGGCGUGGGCUUUUCUACCCGCGUCUCCAACCAGAACCGCUACUGCAGGCUGGAGACUCAGAGGCGGCUCUGCAUGGCCAGACCCUGCCCGGCUCUGCCAGCAGCAUUCCCGGCGAGGGGAAGAGGAGGUCGUUUGUAGCCAUGCCCACCCUGGUCACAUCCCGGAGCCAAAGCCUCGUCCCGGCAAAAUGUCUGGCACAAGCCCACGGCACUGUGGUUUUGAUGGAGACGGAGGACACGUCCCUUGGGAAACUGAGGAAGAACUGAUGGACUUUGGCUGCAAAGGAAGGUGGAAAUAGAGAAUAAGAUCCCCAUGUCAUGCAGCUCCUCUCCCUUCUGUGCACCCCACUGUCCCAGGAAGGGUUACUGGGCAGCAUCCCUGAGUUUCUUAGGCUGAAUGUAAUGGGAAAUGGGGAAACCCUGCCACAAGCAUGAAUCCACCCAAGAAACUGGGAAUUGGUCCUUUCCCGGAUUGGUGGGGCUUUUGGAGAGGUGAUGCUGCACCUCCACCACACCACGCGUGCAGCUUUGCUCUGCAGUGGCUGCAAGAGAGACCAUCUCCAGCAUUGGGACGCCCAAAUCCCCAGUGGGACCCCUCACACCCUGUCCCCCCGGAGAAGGAACAGGUACAUUGGGCCGUGCACCACAAGUCACUGCUGCGCCGAGAUGCUCAGCUCAACUGUGCACGAGGUCAGCCAUCCCACGAUAUCCACCCCAUGAUCCAGCAGCCGCUUUCCUGGGCAUGGGCAGAGCCGUCCUCCUGAUGGCAGCUCUAAUUCACCCUCCCCACAUCCCUCCAGAAUAAACAUGAACCUUCCUGCUC
Phalacrocorax carbo (great cormorant) is the source of this 1858-nucleotide messenger RNA. NCBI's taxonomy places the organism in Eukaryota, Metazoa, Chordata, Aves, Suliformes, Phalacrocoracidae. The record is from RefSeq and is a predicted model, not a curated record.